UCAGCUGCUACGGGCAUCCAGCUGAUCGGAGAGGAUCGCGGCGUCCGUUUCGCUUUGCAAUGAAUUCGAAUCUCAGAGUCGUUUUGUGAAAUUCUUCGGGACGCUCCGCGAGAGUCCGGAUCUCUCAGUCAGUCUCUCGAAAAUGCUAUCGCGAUCAAUGAAUUUGCCGGCGGUCAUCCAAGAAGCGCUCGGUGUCGGAACAUCGGCUCCAACUCCGGCAGUGGUUCCGAGCGACUUCAACUACCGGAGUUUGAACGCCGGCCUCCCUUUACUCCUAGCCACAACGGAUUGCAUGGAGGAUCUGUACAACCGGACCAGCCUCAAUGGAACAAAAAUCAAAUUUUGUGACGGACACAUCGCUGAACUCUACGCGAACAUGGAGAACAAGACGAUGUCCCUGGCCAACCUCAAUAUGAAUUUGGGCUCCAUGAGAGAGAUUUCGACCCAGUUGGAGAAAACCUGGACCCUCAUGAAAUCUGUGAAACGCACACUACAGGAAUGCGACGCGGCCUUGCUCAUCAUGGAGGAUACGAUGGAGAUGGUGAAGUCCAGACGAUGCCAGCUUGAAGUCCAACAGAUCAAAGACCGCAUGCUUAAGGAGGAGAGGCAGAGGAUUUUCGAAGAACAAUUCAAGAACGACCUGGAAAGAUUCAAGGAGUCAGGCCAGCUCGAGACACCGGUCUCCCAUUCCGUGUCACCAGUGAAUGAUCUUUCAGAGAUCAGUCUCGAUCAGAACGAGGAAGAAUUGCACGCGUUUAAUCAAUUCUUGGAAUCGAGUGGCGAGCAUUCGAUCGAGGAGGAUGAUCAAGAUUUGAGUAAAUGUCAUGAUCUUUGA
Galendromus occidentalis (western predatory mite) is the source of this 835-nucleotide messenger RNA. RefSeq names its product dystrobrevin binding protein dysbindin (gene Dysb). Bases 143 to 835 code for a protein of 230 amino acids. Lineage: Eukaryota; Metazoa; Arthropoda; Arachnida; Mesostigmata; Phytoseiidae. The transcript is spliced from 2 exons. The record is from RefSeq and is a predicted model, not a curated record.